AUGCAGCUGACAGUACUGGAUCUUCUUGGCGUACCAAAACUAGACCUAGGCAGGUCCGACAGAAACGAGCAGAGCACAUCGGAGGCAGAGCAAUAUAGUGACGAAAACUCACCUGAAAUAGUGUCGAUUCAUGGAAAGCUUGGACUCGGGAAGACGCCGCUUGCAAGAAAGGUGCUGAAUGACCCUCAAGUCGAAUAUCAUUUUUUCACUCGCAUAUUUGUCAGUGUUUCGAAAGAUUACAACAAGAAAGAAGUGCUUCUUAGUAUACUAAGUGCCUUCAUCAAGGACAUUAGGGAUCGUAACAUGUCGGUGCAAGAAUUAGUUGCGGAGGUCCGAAAGACACUGAAGUACAAGUAUUUGAUUGUCAUGGACGAUGUUUGGGAUACAAAAGCAUGGGAAGAUCUCAAGGAUGCUUUUCCAGAUUAUAACAAGGGCAGUAGGGUGUUGAUAACUACUCGACAAGAGUCUAUGGCCAAGCGUGCUGCAACAAAGACUGAUCCCUACCUGUUGCGAUUUAUGACUAUAGAAGAAGCUGAAGAAUUACUAAGGACGAAGGUUUUCAAUGAAAAUGAAUGUCCAGAGAAGCUGCAACCUGCUGAAUCAAGAAUUCUGAAAAAAUGUGGCGGGCUACCAUUAGCAAUAGUGGUAACAGCAGGUAUUCUGAGGAAUGAUCCAGAAAACGAGAAGUGGUGGGAGAGCGUGGCUCAAAAAUCACUUAGCAUGGAUGAGUUAGACAGUGACAGCCAGAAACAAUUAGUGGAUGAUUUAAUAAGACGGAGUUAUGAUAACUUGCGUCAUGUAUACAAGUCAUGUUUUCUCUACCUUGGUGUCUUCCCUGAAGACUUGGAGAUCCAAGUUUCAAAAUUGUUCCAGUUGUGGAUAGCGGAAGGCUUCAUUCCCCAGAUUGAGAGAGAGAGCAUGGAGGAAACAGCUGAGAGAUGUUUGCGGGAAUUGGUUGACAGGAACUUAGUGAUGGUGAGGCAGAGAACCUUAAGUGGUCGGAUUAAGACGUGUUUAGUCCAUGAUACGCUGCGUGACUUCUGCAAAAGGACAGCCAAAGCUGAAAAUCUUUUCCAAGAAUGUGACACGGGGACGGUUUCAUCUUCCAGCCGUCGCCUUUUCUGCAUUAACUCUCAAUUCUCGAACUACAUUUCCAGUCUACUGCCUGCUCAGAAUGUCCGUUCAUUCUUGAGCUUUGGCCAGGAAGAAACUACACUGAACCAAGAUCUCUGCCCAAAUGUAUUUAAGCAGUUCAAUCUACUCCGAGUGUUGGAUAUUCUGUCCAUCAAGCUCCCUGGACCUCGUUUUCCAGUCCAACUGCCUAACCUUGUUCUCCUAAAGUUCAUUGCCAUCUGUUGUGAGCUCAAGAUCCUUCCCAGAAAAAUGUCUAGCCUGCUUAACUUGCAAACUCUUGUAGUUCGCACCACAUCCCCUACCCUUGCAAUAGAAGCAGACAUUUGGGCAAUGACAAAGCUAAGGCAUCUACAUACUAAUACCUCCACAACCUUGCCUAAAUGUCCAGAUCAAUCUCCUGGCGGUGAAAACCUACAAACUCUAUCUACCGUUUCACCUGAAAGUCUUACAAAAGAAGUGUUUAAAAGGGCUAAAAACCUUAAGAAGCUUGGCAUACGUGGGAAGUUGCACGAUCUUGUGGAGGGCCAUGGCGAGUCUAGUUUGUUUGACAGUCUUUGCGAACUGGACUCGCUUGAAAAUUUGAAGCUAUAUGGUGAUGAUGUAAACUCCAAGCUACUUGCCCUUCCUCAGGCACACAAAUUCCCGCCAAGGCUGACAAGGCUGAGUCUGCAUAAUACAAGUCUAGAUUGGAAUUACAUGUCUAUACUGGGGAACCUUAGGAAUCUUGACGUGCUCACGUUGAAGGACUAUGCUUUUAAGGGAGAUUAUUGGAAGACUAAGCGAGGGGGUUUUCCUUCUCUGAAAGUUUCUUCAUUGGAGCUACAGAUUUAA
Molecule: messenger RNA, 1965 nt
Organism: Coffea eugenioides
Lineage: Eukaryota; Viridiplantae; Streptophyta; Magnoliopsida; Gentianales; Rubiaceae
Product: putative late blight resistance protein homolog R1A-10
Exons: 1
Coding region: 1-1965 (654 amino acids)
Biological process (GO): defense response to other organism
Molecular function (GO): ADP binding
Source: RefSeq, a predicted model, not a curated record